AUGUCCACUUCCCGCCCUCUUCUCGCCGCUCUCAGCCAGGACGACACCGAUCUUGAUAAUGAAGAAACCAUUCAGAGGCUCACAGAGCUUGUCAAGGCUGCAGUCAACGACAAGAACCCUCUCAUACAACUCGAGGACAUAUACCGUGCACUAGCACAGCACGAUGGCAUCGAAUUUCUCGAUGCCUUCGCAGUUAUACCCGAGAUUCUCCCGUGUACGCGCAUGGGUACUGUCGACCUCGUCACGCUCAUAGCGGACCAGGUCGACCCAAGGGAGAUCGUUGUCAUCAUCCAGGAAGUCGUGGAGUAUUUGCAGUCUGCCAUUGACUACGACGAGGAGGAUACGGAUGGGACCUCAGCUCCUGUCACUCAGAUUAUCCACCUUGUUAUACUAUGUGCUAGAGCACUACCACGCUCUCGGAUCCGCCGAACUUCGGCUUACGGCAUCCUUCAACCCGUCAUGGCCAACCUCGAGCUUCUUAUUUCCACCGUCGGCCAUGUUGAGGUCAAAGCAGAUGGUCGACGGCUCCUCCGGGAGAUCUCCACUCUCAUCACGACCCUCUUCCGGUGGGUCGAAACCUCGGGUACUCCUGAUGACGCCGCCAAGACGAAGAUAUGCCUCAGCACCCUCGCGGAUACGACCGUGCGUGCGUGCGUACGGAGCAUUCGCGCGUCGCUCGCGGCGAGGUUGUUCGAGCAGCACUUUUCGAGACUCAUUGUUACGUCCGCAGUAGAGCCUGAUUGGGAAGAAGGCCAUAGGGCAAUGUUGCAAGUCAUCAACGCUCUUUCUGUAAUCGGUAUCACACCGGGAAUGAUAUCACCUACCCCAGCUUUCUCGCAGCUCAUUUACCUCGCACACUCGCCGGUACCACUACCACCACCCAUCCCUCUACUACACAACAUCCACAGCCUGCUGCUCACUUCCAUUCAGAUGAAUCUAGCUCUCGACGAAUCCCUUUUUCUCCUCCUCUCCUCACUCUCGCGCCUUCGCGCCUUGUCCCAGCUUACAUCUUCUGACCACAUGAGUGCGACCACUCCGACUGCCGUAUUCGGCCCGGCCCGGCCCCCUUCACAUGCCUUCUCGCCUUCAUCUAAAACGUCUGCUCACCCAAACAACAACGGCGGUCUUCCAUCCGUGCCGGCCUCCCUUCCGCGGGCCGAGCUACCCGUGGAUAUCGUUUCUUCCCUGUCGACCGUCCUCCCGUCGCUCGCAUCGACACACACAGACCCGUUUAUCCGGCACGUCACGCUGCGCACCUUCUCUUUGCUGCUUUGGCUCGCGCCACCGACGCUCAGACUCGAGAUUCUCCUUGAGCUUACGAGCGAGAGCGCGAUCCCGCAGAUGCGGGCUGCCGCGAUUGGGCUCGUGAAGGAGGCGGUGCUAGAUGCGCUUGAGCGGGAAGGAAGUGGGCGUGUUAACGGUGGAGGUGCGGUUACAGACGCCGCGAAUGGGUCUCCAAGGUCGGUUGCCUCGAGUGGGUCUAGUGGAUCGAUGGGGUCGCCACGCUCAGGCGUGAGCGACGGCCACUCUCCUCCGCCACCUCCACUACCUGGAGGAGGGGGAGAAGGGAGCAGUAGCCCCGAUGGCUCUCCGACGAGGCCGGGCCUAGCAUCACCCGGCUCGCGCAAGACUUCAUCGUCACGAAGCGUGAACGCGAAGGCGAAGAACCCGUUUGCAUCCCCUUUACUCCUGCAGGCGUUCGGGCCCGUGUUGUUCAGAACGAUCCCGGACGACUAUCUGGUGAACGUGAGCUGCGCGGCUGAUCUGGAGGAGAGCCUCGAGCCGUCGCGGAUCGCGGAGAGUCUGAGCUUGUAUUACGUGAUUGUGCAGAGGGAUGUCGACAACCGGACUGGAGUGAGGGAUACAAGCAGUAUCGAGAGCGUUGAGGCGAGCUUGUUGAGGCCGCUCAGGCUUUUCUUGGAGGAUUGGUUACGGGACCAUGAGCCGAUACUACCACUCGUAUCGCUCAAGCUAGGACUUGAUAGAGUUGAUGAGGCGCUUGCUGUGUUGCGCCGGCAAGGGAAACCCCGAAGUUGA
Molecule: messenger RNA, 2037 nt
Organism: Coniophora puteana RWD-64-598 SS2
Lineage: Eukaryota; Fungi; Basidiomycota; Agaricomycetes; Boletales; Coniophoraceae
Exons: 8
Coding region: 1-2037 (678 amino acids)
Source: RefSeq, a predicted model, not a curated record